This is a messenger RNA of Penicillium samsonianum, 1191 nucleotides long. Its product is annotated as putative sister chromatid cohesion protein Dcc1. Gene Ontology annotation, biological process: mitotic sister chromatid cohesion; maintenance of mitotic sister chromatid cohesion. Lineage: Eukaryota; Fungi; Ascomycota; Eurotiomycetes; Eurotiales; Aspergillaceae. The transcript is spliced from 4 exons. Bases 1 to 1191 code for a protein of 396 amino acids. The record is from RefSeq and is a predicted model, not a curated record. Gene Ontology annotation, cellular component: nucleus; Ctf18 RFC-like complex; chromatin.
AUGUCUACUCAAGACUCGCGCAGUAUUCUUUUCACACACACCCGCCCCCAGGAAGGGUUCCGGUUACUGGAACUUACCCCAGAGCUGGAAGAACUACUGACAUCGAAAGAUGCACCUGUACUCGAACUCAAGUCGCCCUCUGCAGCCCUCGCACAAGCAGUAGUCGACCCCACCGCCCAUGACUACGUCAACCUAUGCACACCAACACAAACCUACCGCAUCCGCCAAGUGCAAUCUUCAAACUCCCUACACAUCCUCCGCCCAAGCCGCGGCGAGAUCUCCCAAGCAGACAUCAAAGUCGUUGAAGAAGAAGCCGGCGAAAGCGGCGCAUUGAACCUCCCAGAUGAAGCCGUAACGGCCAUUGCAAAGUGCUCCUCGACGCUGGAACUGCACAUCCCGCCGGGAGGGUUCUCAGCCGUUCCGUUCCUAGAGAAGAGUCUACGGCUGUAUGACCGGCGCAGCGAUGAUGACGGGGACAUAGCGAUGGGCGGUUCUGCUGACUCCACGGGCCCGCUGGGAUCCAAGGAGAUGCGCACGGCCAGGGAGAAUUUGUGUCAGGAUAUCCCUGUGUCAACGGCGCAGUGCGAGCAGGGCUGGAUGGAGCUUUGUGCGUUUGUGGAUGGAGCCGAGGAGGUGGCGUGUUGGCGGCCCUCAGCGCGGUCUCGAUUGGCUGUUUGGAAGCGGUUAGUCGAGGGUGCUGUUUUGCAAGGUAUUGAUCUUGAGAAGCAGUUUCUCGUUGGGGACUUGUGGAAGUCUGUUCUGGAUGAUGACGAGGAGAUGGAGCCACCGUUUCCACGUGCGUUGCUGGAGGCUGUUGUGAGGCGCAUCUGCAUUGCGGAUGAGCGACCACCUUUGGCGGAUGAUAUUAAAUGGGCGAGCUUUGAUAAGGUUGAGUGUACGCAAUGGGUUGGCGAGACAUACCUGGCCGCCACUGCUCCGACUACAUCGUCUGCUAUUGGAAGAAGUGAAUUCCUUCGCGCAUGGAAGGACUGUCUGCCUGAGACAUGGAGAGGAGACGCAGCGCUGUCAAAAUUGCCGAAUGGCUGCUACAACAGUCCUGACCCUACGACUAUCUGCUUUGUUGAACCCUCCCAACGGCUGCCAACCAACAAAACUGCCUCUGCACCAGCCACAGCCGCGAAGGCUAAGAAUACCAGAAAUUGGCAUGAACUGCUCAAAGGCCGCCGUUGA